This is a messenger RNA of Rotaria sordida, 345 nucleotides long. NCBI's taxonomy places the organism in Eukaryota, Metazoa, Rotifera, Eurotatoria, Philodinida, Philodinidae. The record is from the annotation of a GenBank genome assembly.
AUGUUGUUUUCAUAUUUUUAUGAUAUUGCAUUUGAUGUUGGACUUAUUGUUAAUGAUAAUGAUGAUCAUUCAUCAACAAUAACAACAAUACCAAUAAGACAUCAACAAAAACAUCCUUUUUUAUGUUUUGAUUUAACAUAUAUUUAUUCAGGAUUAACAAAAGGUUAUAGAUUAUCAGAAGAUAUACAAAUUCAUAUUUUGAUAAUAUUUGUCCAUGGUGUUAUGUGGGAAAAACGUCGUUUAGAAAAAGCACUCUCUCAAAUUGAUACAUCGAAUAUAAAUGUAUCAAUAUCUUGGUAUCCAUUUGAAUUAGAUCCAAAUCUUCCAUCGGAUGGAUCGUUAUAA